UUGGAUUUUCAACCACUUUUUGCUAUCACCAAGCAUGAUAUUAGUGAGUGGGCCACUCCCCCACAUUACCCCACUCUCUCGUUUCCCACUAACCCCGCUCUCCCUAUAUAAUGACUACGUAAACAUCCCACCAUUAAAAUUGGUUAAUUUCUCUGCUAAUCUCAUUUUUCUUUUUCCAAGCUCCGGGCAUGGCUUCCCAAGCUUUAUCUCUUCUCGUUCUUCUCCUUUCAGCCAUGUCAUUUUCAGAUGCUGGUUCGAUUGGAAUUAACUAUGGUCGUGUGGCAAAUGACUUGCCUUCAACCGACAGAGUUGUGGAACUCCUGAAAUCUCGGAGAUUAAACAAAGUCAAGCUUUUCGACACUGAUGCCACGGUCCUAAGAUCUUUAGCAAACUCAGGGAUCAGCGUAGUUGUUGCUCUACCCAACGAACACCUCGCCUCGGCUGCAGCUGACCAAUCCUUCGCUGACAAUUGGGUUCAAUCCAACAUCUCCAAGUUCUACCCUGCAACAAAGAUUGAAGCCAUAGCUGUUGGAAACGAAGUCUUUGUCGACCCCAAGAACACGACAAACUACCUCGUACCAGCAAUGAAAAACAUCCAUGCUUCCUUAGUGAAAUUCAACUUGGAUUCCAACAUUAAAAUCUCUUCCCCUAUAGCUCUCAGUUGCUUGCAAAACUCAUACCCAUCUUCAGCCGGUUCAUUCAAACCGAACUUUGUCGAACCUGUGAUUAAACCCAUGUUAGAUUUCUUGAAACAAACCGGAUCUUACCUCAUGGUCAAUGCAUACCCCUUUUUUGCAUACUCAGCUAACUCUGAUAAAAUCUCACUUGACUACGCAUUGUUUAAAGAGAAUUCCGGGGUGGUUGAUCCGGGAAACGGUUUAAAAUAUUACAGCCUUUUCGAAGCUCAAAUCGACGCCGUUUUUGCUGCCAUGUCGGCUCUUAAAUAUGAUGACCUAAAGAUGGUGGUGACUGAAACAGGGUGGCCUUCAAUCGGGGAUGAGAGUGAAAUUGGUGCAAGUGAAGCUAAUGCGGCGUCGUACAAUGGUAACUUGGUACGAAGAGUUUUGAGUGGAAAUGGGACCCCUUUGAGACCCCAGGAACCCCUUAACGUUUACUUGUUUGCUUUGUUUAAUGAGAAUCAGAAAACAGGUCCUACCUCAGAAAGAAAUUAUGGGUUGUUUUACCCUAAUGAACAAAAGGUUUAUGACAUACCAUUAACACAAGAGGAGCUAAAGGGUGGCAAGUCAGCACCGGUCAACGGGAACAUGAGUCGGAUUCUGCUGAGCCGUGAAGUGUCGAAGACAUCGAUAGGGCAGACGUGGUGCGUGGCCAACGGGAAUGCCGGCGAGAAGAAGAUGCAGGCGGCAUUGGAUUAUGCUUGUGGCGAAGGAGGGGCUGAUUGUAGCCCUAUUCAACCUGGCGCAACAUGUUAUUAUCCUAAUACUCUUGAGGCACAUGCCUCAUAUGCUUUGAAUAGUUAUUAUCAAAAGAAGACACGUGGGACUGGCACCUGUGAGUUCGGAGGUGCGGCUUACGUGGUCUCGCAUCCUCCUAGAUAUGGGAACUGUGAGUUUCCAACAGGAUACUGAAAAUGGGAAAAUCAAGCGGAGAGAUUUGGUGAAUUUCAGCAACAAGUUCGAUGGAAUUUUUUUUGGUUAGCAAAAGUUUAAAAGCAGGUUGCCCAUCUUUACAUUCAAGACAAAUCGCGAACUGUUGGGAUCAGAAAUUUAGAUUUGUUUUCUUUGUAUCUAUUCUUAUAUAUAAAAGGAUGAGUAGAGUAGAUGGAGUUGUUAUCAGUUGGUUUGGCUACUUUUGUCUAUAAUUUGUGUCCCCAUUUGUAUUGUGUUAUUUUUCCUAUGGAUUAGUUCAAUACAUAUGAUAUUUUCAUAUCUGCCGAGUGCUGACCCAAGGUUUAAAAGGGACCUGAUCUGAACAGAAUGGGCCUGGUGGGCUCAAACACAGCAACCCAUUCCAUCUUUUCUUUUUAUAACUUUGUGGACUCAGGAAUGUCGUAGGUGACUCCCCAGGAGAGGAAAUUGAAAUUUGAAUCUGCCCUGAAGAACGUCUAGUUCAGAUGUAGGUCAUACGAGCAACAUCAAUAGCCAUAUUUCCCUCAAAAAGUUAAAUGCAUGUCAGGGAUCACAUUCAUCCACAAAAGUUCAGAACGGAAAGCAUUGUUGUAUGGAUAGACAAAAGCCUAGAAACAAGUAAUUUCCAGGGACCCAAAACCAGGAAGUCGCAUAAAUCUCAUAGUCUGAAACAUAGAACAAAUCAUCAACAGAUACUAAUACAUAGAUCUACGGCAGCCUGCCCACUAUAAUGCAUAUUGUCCAUAUUUUUGUUCAAAAAGAGUUGAUAUUCCCCCAAAGCAAGCGUUGUCAAUUUUGUGCAUACUGAGAGAAUUGGUUCAAAAGCACUGAACUUAGAUAAGAACAUUAUUCUACACAACGUACAAUAAAACUUCAAGAGACAUACUUAAUCAUGCAGAGAACUAGUAGCAAAUGCCAGCUCGAUUACAAAAGAGCUGCAAAGCUUCAAAGGCACAUCCCUCAACUGAUUAGCCAACAAUUCAUUAGGUAAAACACCCAAUGCCAUUGCAUAUCCUCUUCCCAGUCACUUUUUAUUGACCUAGGAGUUGCAAGGACAUUGAUAUCAUACCAAUGGCACCUUUAUCAUCCACAGAAACAAGGUAUGCUUGUACAAUGUGUUUUCAUAGCUGCAUUUCGUACAUCAAAUGAUAAUCUUUAUUCUCAACACACAUACACACACAUUAUAGCACAA
Messenger RNA from Durio zibethinus, 2781 nucleotides. RefSeq names its product glucan endo-1,3-beta-glucosidase 12-like. The record is from RefSeq and is a predicted model, not a curated record. Lineage: Eukaryota; Viridiplantae; Streptophyta; Magnoliopsida; Malvales; Malvaceae. Gene Ontology annotation, molecular function: hydrolase activity, hydrolyzing O-glycosyl compounds. Gene Ontology annotation, biological process: carbohydrate metabolic process.